GGUAGCGGGACCACAUUUGCCUACUGGGCAAUUUUCAUUUCGACAUUAUUAUUGUCAAAGUUUAAUUAAAUUUAAUAGAAAAAAUGAACUUUCUUGCCCCCAUCGCUUACGCACCACACCCACUCUCGCUGGAAGAGAUAUCCGCCACCCAGAUCAAGAUCCCGUGUCGAACCAUGGUGGAGCUAAAGGGAUUUGGAUAUUUAGACCCAUCCUUGGGAGUAACGGACUUACCAGCCCAGACCGAGUUGGAGUUGCCACUUUGGACCGUGAGGGCGUUGGUGAAAAAGGGUUAUGCGACAGUUCGAGUUCCCCAUAAAUACGGGGGAAGAUAUCGGGACAUUCUAAAAGCAGAUCCUACUGUCGUCGACCUGAACAGAAUUUCGCCACAUUUCUACCAAACUGGUCUCCACUUGGCUUGGUUACCGACGAAGGACUCGGAAGAGAUUGCAGAAAUUCUUCCAGAGGUUUUUAAGGAGAGACUGUUGAAAUUGUCAGAUUCGUACGGUUACGUGCAGGGACUACGAAGUGCAGAUGAGGGCGGUAACGAUUCCGGAACUGUGAUUAAGGACAGUCACUUGGACACUUUGGAAAAGUCGUUAUUAGAAAGUUCAAAGAAAGGUGCUCAAGCUAUGGCCAUGUAUUUUAUGCGACGAUGAAACUGAUUAUCAUAAAUAUAAAUAAGCUUUUGAAAUUAUGUUCCGAUUUCCUUCUUCCAAGUUUUCAUGAAAUAAUUUGUUACUCGUAGUCUUUUCUGGGACAAAAAUCGAGGACAUUUUAUUAAUAAAAACACAUCCGGAAUGGAUUUUUCUAUAAAACAAA
This is a messenger RNA of Folsomia candida, 819 nucleotides long. It is a transcript of the gene Psf3, whose product is annotated as DNA replication complex GINS protein PSF3. Bases 84 to 656 code for a protein of 190 amino acids. The record is from RefSeq and is a predicted model, not a curated record. Gene Ontology annotation, cellular component: GINS complex. The transcript is spliced from 4 exons. Lineage: Eukaryota; Metazoa; Arthropoda; Collembola; Entomobryomorpha; Isotomidae. Gene Ontology annotation, biological process: mitotic DNA replication initiation.